AUGGCAGCUGUUUUGCCCAACCCAGCCAUGCAGGACCUCAAGAUCACAUACCAAGAAUCCACUCUUGUUCUCCCUUGUCAACAAACUCACACAAAAACCACCUUCUUGUCCAACAUUGACCACUUUCUCAAUUUCAAUGUCCCAAUGACUCACUUUUUCAGGGCCAACCCGGAUUUUCCACCUGAAACCGUGGCCGCGAGACUCAAAAUGGCGGUAGAAAAGGUGCUGCUGCAUUACGAUUUCAUGGCCGGCAGACUCAAGUGGAACCACCAUUGUGGCCGGGCUGAGAUCGAGGGCAACUCUGCGGGUGUGGGCUUUGUGGUGGCUUCUUCAGAGUUGUCUGUCAAUGAUAUAGGUGAUCUGGCCUGUCCUAACAUGGGAUUCAGGCAGCUUGCUUCUCAAAAGUUGGAUGGCUUGUCCGAACAUGAUCAGCCACUCUGCACUUUUCAGGUAACCUCGUUCAAAUGCGGUGGUUUCGCCAUCGGGAUAUCGAUGAAUCACAUCCUGCUCGAUGGCGUAGCCGCAAAAAUGUUUCAAGAAAACAUAGCAUCACAAGCGUUUGAAGACCACAGACUGCUGCAGUACGUCCCGUUCCACGACCGUCGCCUCCUCGCCGCCAGAUCACCGCCGCUCGUCACUUUCCCGCACCCCGAGAUUUUUAAGCCCAUGGGCCUGGCACUCGGCCCUCUGCCUCAAGGUUCCAACCAACCACUGAGCCGAACAGUCCUCAAGAUGAACUCAAAAGACAUCGACUUUUUGAAGACCAAGGCGAAAUUCUCGUCGACAGAUGAGAAUGUAAAAAUCACGAGCUUUAAAGUUGUGGCGGCUCUCGUGUGGCGGUGCAGGGCCCUGUCGGCGUGCGAUGUUGACAAGAAUAGAGAUAGAGAUUCCACCAUUUUCACAGUCGUGGAUUUAAGGUCGAGGCUGAAGGAGAUUCAUUUGCCGGCAGAAUACUGUGGCAACGCAAUAUACGGUGGUUAUGCCUCGGCCAAAUGCAAAGAAAUCGAGGAGUGGCCGUUUUCGAAGCUGGUGGGGAUGGUGUCCGAAGGGGUUGAGAAAGUGAAUGACGAGUAUGUGAGGUCGGCUAUAGACUGGAUGGAGAUGAACAAAGGAGGAUUGCCUUUGGGGGACUGCAUAGUGAGCUCGUGGCUGAGGUUGGGCUUUAAUCGUGUGGCUUUCCCGUGGGGAAGGCCUGUGCAGUGCGUGCCGGUGGCAAACCAGUUGGAGCGGCUGUGCUGGGUAUUUCCUGAGAGUGGUGGUGAUGGGGUUAAUGUUUUGGUUCAGAGGCCAAAUGAGGAGAUGGAGAGGUUCAUAGUCCAUUUUCAAGACUUCUUUGCAGAUACAAAGUGGUAA
Striga hermonthica is the source of this 1353-nucleotide messenger RNA. Lineage: Eukaryota; Viridiplantae; Streptophyta; Magnoliopsida; Lamiales; Orobanchaceae. The record is from the annotation of a GenBank genome assembly.